Prionailurus viverrinus (fishing cat) is the source of this 8376-nucleotide messenger RNA. RefSeq names its product microtubule associated monooxygenase, calponin and LIM domain containing 3 (gene MICAL3). The record is from RefSeq and is a predicted model, not a curated record. The transcript has 41 exons. NCBI's taxonomy places the organism in Eukaryota, Metazoa, Chordata, Mammalia, Carnivora, Felidae. Bases 237 to 7013 code for a protein of 2258 amino acids. Gene Ontology annotation, molecular function: protein binding; FAD binding.
GCCGCUGCCUUAGCUGCUGCCGCUGCUGUAGCCCGCGCAGACGCUGCGGCUGGCGUGCUGGGGCUGCGGGACUGCGGGGCUGCGGGCCCGGAGCGGGGCUCGGCGGCGCAGGCCGGCCAGGGGACGCCGGCGCCGAGCGACACACCAGCAUGAGACGGAGAUUAAUGUGACGGAAUCGGGUGGAUCAACAGCCAUCCCAUUGCCCCCUUUGUUGAGGGUGCUGAGAGUGGGGAAGCAUGGAGGACAGUAAGAAUGAGACCAUGAAUCGUGCUCACGUCCUUUUUGACCGGUUUGUGCAGGCCACCACCUGCAAGGGAACCCUUAAGGCCUUCCAAGAGCUAUGUGACCACCUAGAACUGAAGCCUAAGGACUACCGCUCCUUUUAUCACAAGCUCAAGUCCAAGCUUAACUACUGGAAAGCCAAAGCCCUGUGGGCAAAGUUGGACAAGCGGGGCAGCCACAAAGACUACAAAAAGGGAAAAGCAUGCACUAACACCAAGUGUCUCAUCAUUGGAGCUGGCCCCUGUGGUCUCCGUACAGCCAUUGACUUAUCCUUAUUGGGAGCUAAAGUGGUUGUUAUUGAGAAACGAGAUGCCUUCUCCCGCAACAAUGUCUUGCAUCUCUGGCCAUUCACCAUACAUGAUCUACGAGGUCUGGGUGCCAAGAAGUUCUAUGGCAAGUUCUGUGCUGGAGCUAUUGACCAUAUCAGUAUCCGUCAGCUUCAGCUAAUACUUUUGAAAGUAGCCUUGAUCCUAGGCAUUGAGAUCCAUGUCAAUGUGGAAUUCCAAGGCCUUGUACAGCCUCCUGAGGACCAAGAAAAUGAACGGAUAGGUUGGCGGGCACUUGUCCACCCCAAAACCCAUCCUGUGUCAGAAUAUGAAUUUGAAGUGAUCAUCGGAGGGGAUGGCCGUAGGAACACCUUGGAAGGAUUUCGCCGGAAAGAAUUUCGUGGCAAAUUGGCAAUUGCCAUUACAGCAAAUUUUAUUAACCGAAAUACAACAGCAGAAGCCAAAGUGGAAGAGAUCAGUGGUGUGGCUUUUAUUUUCAACCAAAAAUUUUUCCAGGAACUGAGAGAAGCCACAGGUAUCGACUUGGAGAAUAUUGUCUACUACAAAGAUGAUACACACUAUUUUGUUAUGACAGCCAAAAAGCAGAGUUUGCUAGACAAAGGGGUGAUACUGCAUGACUAUGCCGACACAGAGCUCUUGCUUUCCCGGGAGAACGUGGACCAAGAGGCUCUGCUGAACUAUGCCAGGGAGGCAGCGGACUUCUCCACUCAGCAGCAGCUGCCGUCUCUGGAUUUUGCCAUCAAUCACUAUGGGCAGCCUGACGUGGCCAUGUUCGACUUCACUUGUAUGUACGCCUCUGAGAAUGCUGCCUUGGUGCGGGAGCAGAAUGGACACCAGUUGUUAGUGGCUCUGGUUGGGGACAGCCUCCUAGAGCCUUUUUGGCCAAUGGGAACAGGAAUAGCCCGGGGCUUCCUUGCUGCUAUGGACUCUGCCUGGAUGGUACGAAGUUGGUCUCUGGGAACAAGCCCCUUGGAAGUCCUGGCUGAGAGGGAAAGUAUUUAUAGGUUGCUGCCUCAGACCACCCCUGAGAAUGUGAGUAAGAACUUCAGCCAAUACAGCAUAGACCCUGUCACCAGAUAUCCCAAUAUUAACAUCAACUUCCUCCGUCCAAGCCAGGUGCGUCAUUUAUAUGAUACUGGAGAAACAAAAGAUAUUCAUCUGGAAAUGGAGAACCUAGUGAAUUCCCGAACUACCCCAAAGUUGACUCGUAAUGAGUCUGUAGCUCGUUCAAGCAAACUACUGGGUUGGUGCCAAAGGCAGACAGAUGGCUAUGCAGGGGUAAAUGUGACAGAUCUCACCAUGUCCUGGAAAAGUGGACUGGCUCUGUGUGCGAUCAUCCAUAGAUACCGCCCUGAUCUGAUAGAUUUUGACUCUUUGGAUGAGCAAAAUGUGGAGAAGAAUAACCAGCUGGCCUUUGAUAUUGCUGAGAAAGAACUGGGCAUCUCUCCCAUCAUGACAGGCAAAGAAAUGGCCUCAGUGGGGGAGCCUGACAAGCUGACUAUGGUGAUGUACCUGACUCAGUUCUACGAGAUGUUCAAGGACUCACUCCCCUCCAGUGAUGCCUUGGACCUGAAUGCUGAGGAGAAAGCAGUCCUUAUAGCUAGCACCAAAUCUCCCAUCUCCUUCCUAAGCAAACUUGGGCAGACCAUCUCUCGGAAACGUUCUCCCAAGGAUAAAAAGGAAAAGGACUUGGAUGGUGCUGGAAAGAGGAGAAAGACCAGUCAGUCGGAAGAGGUUUUGGGUGUUGGUGUUUAUCAGGAGGAAGCACCCCGGGGCUACAGAGGAGGAAGGCCCACACUGGUGAGCACUCUGACAGACAGGAGGAUGGAUGUGGCCCUUGGCAAUCAGAACAAAGUGAAAUACAUGGCAACCCAGCUGCUGGCCAAAUUUGAAGAGAAUGCACCACCACAGUCCACUGGCAUGAGGAGACAGCCGACACAAGAGCGUGGGGUCAGCCAGCCGUCCUGCUGCCUACCUGAGCAGGGUCGCCCUGCUCCCACCCCCCAGUGGAAACAGCGACGGGAAAAGGAGUGUUCUCGGACCUGCCCCAAAAAAGUGAUCACACUCUCUCCUCCCCCUUCUCCACCUCCCUGUCGGGCGCCUGGCAGCCAGCAGACGUACAGGGAUCUUGAUGCUGACAGCCGUGGCAAGCAGAGUCCCCACCAUGAGAGGCCAGAGCCUGAACCUUCUCGCCGAUUUUUUGUUGACCAGUGGGAGCUUUCUCUUAGUCUUCGCUCCUCCAACCGCCCCGCCUCUCCCUCCUCUGACUCUCUCCGACAGAAGUAUAUAAAGAUGUACACUGGCGGAGUGAGCUCAUUGGCUGAGCAGAUAGCCAAUCAGCUUCAAAGGAAAGAACAGCCCAAAACCCUUCUAGACAAGAAGGAACUGGGCUCGAUAAAGAAGGAGUUCCCACAGAACUUAGGAGGCAGCGACACGUGCUACUUCUGUCAGAAGCGGGUCUACGUGAUGGAGAGGCUGAGUGCUGAGGGCAAGUUCUUCCAUCGGAGCUGCUUCAAAUGCGAGUACUGCGCCACUACCCUGCGCCUCUCGGCUUACGCCUAUGACAUCGAGGAUGGUAAAUUCUACUGCAAACCACACUACUGUUAUCGACUCUCCGGCUCCGCACAGAGGAAGAGACCGGCAGUGGCUCCUCUGUCUGGAAAGGAGGCCAGAGAACCCCUGCAGGAUGGCCCCACUGUGGACACAAAUGGACGGGCCAGCACCGUUGCCAGCCCUGCUGAGAGAACCCCAGGUUCAAGUGUGAAUGGCCUGGAAGAGCCUAGCAUUGCUAAGAGACUCAGGGGUACUCCUGAAAGGAUUGAGCUGGAGAACUACCGCCUGUCUGUGAAACAGGCAGAGGAGCUGGAGGAGGUGCCCGAGGAGACGCAGGCUGAGCACAACCUGAGCAGCGUGCUGGACAAAGGCGCAGAGGAGGACGUGGCCAGCAGCAGUUCUGAGUCCGAGAUGGAGGAAGAGGAGGAGGAGGAAGAGGAGCCAUUGCCCACCUCCGACCUGGGCGGUGUUCCUUGGAAGGAGGCUGUGAGGAUCCAUGCCCUUCUGAAAGGAAAGAGUGAAGAGGAGCUGGAGGCCUCAAAGAGCUACGAGCCUGGGAAUGAAGAGGAGGAAGAGGAAGAGUAUGAGGAGGAGGAGGAGGAGGAAGAGGAAGAAUAUGAGGAGGAAGAGGAAGAGUCUAGUGAAGAAGGGGAGUAUUGCCCCUGGGACAGAGAACUCCUGCAAAGCCAGUGGCUCCAGCAUCUGUCAAAGGAAGAAGAUACGGGUACAUGUAAAGUUGGGAGCCAGAGGCUACAGCAUAUCAUAAAUCCAGCCGACCCCUUGGAGAUCCAGGCUGAUGUGCACUGGACACAUAUUCGAGAGAAAGAGGAGGAGGAGCGAAUGGUACCAACCUCUGAGUCCUCCACUUCUAGAGUGCCUGACCUUCCCUCCAUUCGCCGCGCAGCAGUGCAGGCCUGGCUGGAGACAGUCUCCGGAGUCCCAUUUGAUGAGAAUGACCUGGAGGAAGAUGUGGACUCGGAGCCGGCAGAGAUAGAAGGGGAGGCAGCGGAGAAUGGGGACACAGGGGACACUGGUGCUGAGCUGGAUGAUGAUCAGCACUGGUCUGAUGAUAUCCCAUCAGAUGCCGAAACAGAGCUUCGCAUGCAGCACCAGGCAGCAGUGGAGGCGGAGCUGGAGCUGAGGGUAUCGGAAAAUGAGGAGCAACCUGCCACCAUACCAGGGCACCAGGAGAGAGGUCCCGCCCAAGUCCCCAGCCCUCCCCGAUCCCCUGAGGAGCAGGCUGGUCUGCUCUCCCCAGGCCACAGCCCUGAGGCAGAGGGGGCCCGAAUCCCACUUGCCUCUGUUGCUACCAAGGUGAAAUUGCCCAAGGAGAGCCUUUUCCCUGAGCCUUUGCUCCCCAAAGAGAAGCCCAAAGAAGAAGUGCCCAGUGAUGAGAGAGCUGUGCACUCUCCUAUCCGAUCACAGCCAGUGGCUCUGCCAGAAGCCAGGACACCUACCUCCCCAGUUAGUUCACAGCACCUGUCACCGCUGGCCACCUCUACCCCCACCACUACCCAGCUCCCCAUUUGCUCCCAACCCCAGCCUUCCUCUGAGGCCACUGUUCCAUCCCCCACCAAGUCCCCCAUAUGCUUCCAGCCCAUUCCAGCCAAAACACCCAUCCCCCUGGCUCCCCUCCCCUUGAAGACCCAAGGGGACACCAAGGACAGACUGGGCAGCCCUCUUGCUGUGGAUGAAGCCCUGAAGCGGAAUGACCUGGUGGCAGAGUUCUGGAUGAAGAGUGCCGAGAUCCGCCGUAGCCUCGGACUCACACCCGUGGAUCGGAGCAAGGUGUCCGAGUCCAGCUUCCCCUCCCCGGCCUUUAAACCAGUGUCCCUAAAAUCCUAUUCAGUUGAGAAGUCUCCUCAGAGUGAGGGGCUCCAGCUUCUAAAACCUCCACCUAUUCCUAAGAGGCUGGGCCUGCCGAAGUCAGAUGGCGACCAGCCCUCGCUGCCAACCCCCAAGUCCCCAUCUGACAGAGAGCUGAAAAGCUCCCAUGAGGAGAGGAGAGACCUGUCGAGCAGCUCUGGGUUGGGCCUUCAUGGGAGCUCCUCCAAUAUGAAGACCUUGGGCAGCCAGAGCUUCAACACCUCUGACUCCACCAUGCUCACUCCUCCUUCAAGCCCACCCCCACCCCCACCCCAGGAUGAGGAGCCCGCAACUCUUCGAAGGAAGCCAUAUCAUAUUUAUGAGCAUAAGGAGACCGAGCCCAAGGCCUCAGUAAUCCCACCCCCACCACCUGCAUCCUUUAUGAGGGCCCCCCGAGAGCCUGUCCAGCCCCCUCGAGAGGAGGUGCGGAAGUCGUUUGUGGAGAGUGUGGAUGAGAUCCCCUUUGCUGAUGACGUGGAGGACACCUAUGAUGACAAGACAGAGGACUCAAGUCUGCAGGAGAAGUUCUUCACACCCCCCUCUUGCUGGUCCCGCACCGAGAGGCCCCUCCAUCCACCCCUAACCAAGGAGAAUGGUAGGUUGCCUACUCUGGAGAGUGGGGUCCAGCCACAGAAGAGGGUCCUGCCCUUAGUCUCUCCAGAAGCCAAGGAGCUGGCUGAGGAGCGCAUGCGAGCCAGGGAGAAGUCUGUGAAGAGCCAGGCGUUGAGAGACGCUAUGGCCAAGCAGCUGAGUAGGAUGAAGGAGAUGGAGAUGGCAGCUGGGACCUCCAGGCCCCCAGGAGGCACCUCCCGCAAAGCCUCCUCAGUUCCCUCCAAGGGCAAAGAACUUGGCCUCGAGUCCCCUAAACGCCCAGUUCUCAAAGGCCCCAGGGAGCCCACCCUGAAGCAUGAAGCCACUAGUGAGGAGGUCCUCUCCCCUCCGUCGGACUCAGGGGGCCCAGAUGGUUCAGUCACCUCAUCCGAGGGCUCCAGUGGGAAGAGCAAGAAGAGAUCGUCACUCUUCUCCCCCCGCAGAAACAAGAAAGAGAAGAAGUCCAAAGGUGAGGGCCGGCCCCCAGAGAAACCCAGCCCAAACCUCCUGGAGGAAGCAGCCGCCAAACCCAAGUCCUUGUGGAAGUCAGUCUUUUCUGGGUAUAAGAAGGACAAGAAGAAGAAGGGUGAUGACAAGUCCUGUUCCAGCACCCCUUCCAGCAGUGCCACUGUGGACUCUGGCAAGCACAGGAUGUCUCCUGUCGUGAGAACAGAGCUGCAGCUGCGGCGCCAGUUGAGUUUCUCAGAGGAUUCUGACCUCUCCAGUGACGACAUCCUUGAGAGGUCCUCCCAGAAGUCCAGGCGAGAGUUGAUUUAUGUACCACACGCCUUGGCAUUCAGGAGAUCAUAUGCAUCAAAGCCAAGAACUUACACAGAGGAGGAACUGAACGCCAAGCUGACCCGGCGUGUGCAGAAGGCAGCUAGGAGGCAGGCCAAGCAAGAGGAACUGAAGCGGCUACACCGAGCUCAGAUUAUCCAGCGGCAGCUGGAGCAGGUGGAGGAGAAGCAGAGGCAGCUGGAGGAAAGAGGGGUUGCUGUGGAGAAGGCACUCCGUGGUGAAGCAGACUAUUGGGGAGAGUCUUAUUACAGUGACCUCAUCGACUUGCAUCUGGGUGGCAUGGGCAAGAAAGAUGACCCCAAGCUGAUGCAGGAGUGGUUCAAGUUGGUGCAAGAGAAAAAUGCCAUGGUGCGCUACGAGUCAGAGCUGAUGAUUUUUGCCCGGGAGCUGGAACUUGAGGACCGGCAGAGCCGACUGCAGCAGGAACUUCGGGAGCGGAUGGCUGUGGAAGAUCACCUGAAAACCGAGGAGGAGUUGUCAGAGGAGAAGAAGAUCUUGAACGAGAUGCUGGAGGUGGUGGAGCAGAGAGAUGCCCUCGUGGCCCUGCUAGAGGAGCAGCGGCUCCGGGAAAAAGAGGAGGACAAAGACCUGGAGGCCGUCAUGCUGUCUAAAGGCUUCAGCCUGAACUGGUCCUGAGUUGUACCCAUGCUCUGGCUGGCUGGUCUGUGGCAUCUGCCUGACCCAAGCUGGGUUCUUCCAAAAACCACCCGGAUGCAAGAUCUGAGAAGACCUGGCACCUCCUGGGAGUUUACACUGAAAUGUCUACGUGCCUCUUGAAAAGUGGGUCAAAUGUCUGUGCUAUGGGGAACCCCAGGUGAGGAUGAUUAUCUGAGGUGGCGGAGCCUCCUUGGAAGAGGCCCACCCUGACUUCCCGCUCCAGAGAGAGAGGAACACAGAGCAUUUGACACGUAACGCAGGAAAAGGAGAACCUGCACGCUCCCCAAGGACGCACGGUGACUGGUGCCCCUUCCACGGGAGGAGGUAAGAGGCGGAAGCUGCCCCCUCUCUGGCAGAACCACAGCCGCCAGGGUGUGCCUCCACAGAGCAGAAGGGACGGCCAUCGUCUUCGUGCUCCCUGAAGCACCACCAAAGAAAUGAAGAACACCCCCCAGGAGGCAAGAUGUGAAUCAAAACCUGGGAGGGGGCAGUGGCCAGCAGGUCAGUGCCUACGCCAGCAUCACAGGGGGACCUGAAGGCGGGCUGGCUCCCCAAUUCAUUAUGCAAGAAGGAGGACCCAGGAGGGAUCUGCUCCCCGGCACCCCCGCACCACACACUGGACCCCUGGUGGCCAAAUGUCCCAGGCCUCUCUCUGGCUCUGGCCUGAGGCCUGUGGAUUGCUGCAUUCUGCUUUUAAUUCACAACAAUUUUGACACUGGAAAAUACUGACUUUGGGGGACAGGAGGAGGCCCGACAUUUCAAGCCCCCACUUGACAGACAGGCGUUGUCACUGUUCAACGCUUCACGUCGGGGCAGGAGAUUAUCUUUUUCCUUGACGUUUUUCCUGUGUUUGCACAUUGAAAUGAAGCUGACAACCUGGCAAGACGCUCAGCCGCUUCGGACCCUUUUUGUCAAUUAACUUAUUUUUUUAAUACUUGAAAAGAAGUAACUUCAUUUUUAUAUCUUUACUAGAGACACUGAUCACGUGGCACCCGGUGUAGGAGUGACGGGGGUGUCUGCUGCGUCCUACACAGUCCCAUCCCAAACUGACUGAAUGCUGUUACAGCUGUCUAUUUAUUAGCCUUCUUCAUCGUGUUGCUGACCCAGUUGGCAUUAGGGAGCAGCUGAGACCCUUGUGUGGGUUCUUGGUUGUAGCUCUUCUGUCCCCUCCUGUACUUUGUGUCUGGCACCUUCUCCUUCACCUGGCUUACUCUUACUGUGGUACCAAACUUUUGUGUCUGCACCAUUCAUCUGUCAGGGGUACAUUUCAGCACUGUUUGAGGCCAGGCCAAAAGGCACAGAUGUCACUCACCUCUCUCUAUUGAACCCUGGCUCUGCAGAA